ACCACAACUCAAAACUGUGUUUGGUACAAAGUGAGGACAAAAUGGAAUGAUGAUCCAUAAAUGGUCUACUUCUGUCUCCCAUCUGGGGUUUCCCUUUAACUUCCUUUCAUAUUUCACUCUCUUUAUCCUCAAUAUUUCUUUCACUCACAAGCAUAUUUAGCCAUAUACCAAAAUUCAAAAAAAAAAAAAAAAAAAAAAAUCCCAACUUGAAAUUCACAAUCUUUAGUGAUCCAAUAAUGGGAAUUCUACAUUUUGUGCUUGGAGCUUCUGCAACUGCGUGGUUGUGAGGGAAAUUCAUUUGCUUUUAAAGAAGACAAGAACAAGGGUAAACGACAACGUUGCACAACAAAACAAGCAAUCUUCACCGGUUUUGGAGUAAUGAUGGCGGUGAGUUCGGGUUGCAAAGGGGACUCAAUGGGGAUGGAUAACGGCAAGUAUGUUCGGUACACGCCAGAACAAGUUGAAGCCUUAGAAAGAUUGUACCAUGAUUGCCCAAAACCAAGCUCACUUCGUAGACAACAACUCAUUCGUGAGUGCCCCAUCCUUUCAAACAUUGAGCCCAAACAGAUCAAAGUUUGGUUUCAGAAUCGAAGAUGUAGGGAAAAGCAAAGAAAAGAGGCAUCAAGGCUGCAAGCCGUGAAUAGGAAGUUAUCCGCUAUGAAUAAGUUGUUAAUGGAGGAAAACGAUCGGUUGCAGAAGCAAGUUUCUAACUUGGUGUACGAAAACGGCUACUUUCGCCAGCAGACUCAAAACAUGGCGCUUGUCACGACAGACACGAGUUGCGAGUCUGUGGUGACGAGCGGUCAACACCACUUGAGCCCUCAACAUCCACCAAGGGAUGCUAGUCCUGCAGGGCUUUUGUCCAUUGCAGAGGAGACUUUAACAGAGUUUUUAUCAAAGGCUACUGGGACUGCUGUGGAGUGGGUCCAAAUGCCUGGGAUGAAGCCUGGUCCGGAUUCCAUUGGAAUCAUUGCUAUUUCUCAUGGUUGCACCGGUGUUGCAUCACGUGCAUGUGGUCUUGUCGGUCUCGAGCCUACAAGAGUUGUUGAAAUCCUUAAAGAUCGGCCUUCAUGGUUUCGUGAUUGCCGAGCUGUAGAUGUCCUCAAUGUGCUCACAACCGGAAAUAAUGGAACGAUCGAGCUGCUUUACAUGCAGCUUUAUGCACCAACUACUUUAGCACCAGCGCGCGAUUUUUGGUUACUGCGUUAUACGUCUGCUUUGGAGGACGGUAGCCUAGUGGUAUGUGAAAGAUCACUUAACAACACUCAAAAUGGCCCUACUAUGCCACCCGUGCCUCAUUUCGUUAGAGCCAAAAUUCUGCCGAGUGGGUACCUCAUACGACCCUGCGAUGGUGGCGGCUCGAUUAUUCACAUAGUUGACCAUGUUGACUUUGAGUCGAUAAGCGUUCCAGAAGUUUUACGCCCUCUAUACGAGUCAUCAACGUUACUUGCUCAAAGAACGACACUUGCAGCUUUUCGCCAGUUGAGGCAAAUUUCACAAGAGAUUUCUCAACCGAUGGUCACUAGUUGGGGACGACGACCAGCUGCUCUUCGUGCACUAGGCCAAAGAAUGAGCAGAGGUUUUAAUGAAGCAAUUAACGGUUUUAGCGAUGAGGGUUGGACUAUGAUGGAAAGCGAUGGAGUUGAUGACGUCACCGUUCUCGUAAACUCGUCUCCCGAUAAGGUGAUGGGCGCAACUCCAUUGUAUGCUGAUGGAUUUCCGUCAAUCAGCAAUGCGGUUUUAUGCGCCAAAGCUUCAAUGCUCUUACAAAAUGUGCCGCCUGCGAUACUAACAAGAUUCUUGAGAGAACACCGGUCGGAAUGGGCGGAUAGCAGUAUCGAUGGUUACUCGGCUGCAUCGGUUAAAGGUGGUCCAUGUGGUUUGCCGCUAGCUAGAAGUGGCGGCUUUGGCGGUCAGGUUAUCCUUCCACUAGCUCAUACAAUCGAGCACGAAGAGUUUAUGGAGGUUAUUAAGCUUGAAAACAUAUCUCAUUAUCGGGCCGAAGACAUGCUCAUGCCCGGAGAUAUUUUCUUUUUGCAACUUUGUAGCGGAGUUGAUGAAAACGCGAUCGGCACUUCCGCUGAACUUAUUUUUGCUCCGAUCGACGCCUCUUUCACCGAUGAUGCUCCGCUCCUACCUUCCGGUUUUCGCAUAAUCCCGAUCAAUAAUAAUUCUCAGAACCCGACACGUGAUCUUGCAUCAACUCUCGAGGUGGGCCCACCGGGGAAACGAACACCAGCGGAUUACCUCGGUCAAAGUGGGCCCACAAAAUCCGUUAUGACAAUAGCUUUUCAAUUUGCUUUUGAAAUACAUCUUCAAGAAAGCAUAGCAGCCAUGGCUAGACAGUAUGUGCGUAACAUCAUAUCAUCUGUUCAACGAGUUGCAUUAGCACUCUCACCGUCCCCGUUUGGCCCACGAAGCCUGCAAGCCCCAUCUGGUACCCCUGAAGCCCAAAUGUUAGCCCGUUGGAUCUGUCAAAGCUUUCGUUGCUUUCUUGGUGAAGAUCUUUUCAAAACCGUUGAUGAACGUAAUGAUUCGCUGCUUAAAACACUUUGGCAUCAUUCGGAUGCCAUAAUGUGUUGUUCUUUAAAGGCGUUGCCGGAUUUCACCUUUGCGAAUCAAGCGGGGUUAGAUAUGCUUGAAACGACAUUAGUUUCACUUCAAGACAUUACUCUCGACAAGAUCUUUGAUCGAGGUGGAAGAACGAGUGUUUGCUCUGAACUCCCACAGAUUCUACAACAGGGUUUUGCUUGUCUUCCUGGUGGCGUGUGCUUGACGAGCAUGGGGAGACCUGUUUCAUACGAAAGAGCGGUAGCUUGGAAGGUGUUGAACGAUGAAGAGAGUCCUCACUGCAUAGCGUUUGUGUUCGUGAAUUGGUCGUUUGUUUGAAUCUUUGAAAGUCAAAAGAGAAACUUGUUAUGCUUAGAAAGACUAGCUUUAGAAAGCUAAACAUGUUGCAUACGAUAGGUAUAUUUAAAAGGCUAUGGCUUUCUAUUGGUUUUAAGAUACAUGUGCUUGUUACUCCAACUUAAAGAUUAUUGAAUGAAGUUUUAGGGUUUAGUUCA
Molecule: messenger RNA, 3065 nt
Organism: Helianthus annuus (common sunflower)
Lineage: Eukaryota; Viridiplantae; Streptophyta; Magnoliopsida; Asterales; Asteraceae
Product: homeobox-leucine zipper protein ATHB-8
Exons: 19
Coding region: 379-2889 (836 amino acids)
Molecular function (GO): DNA binding; DNA-binding transcription factor activity; lipid binding
Source: RefSeq, a predicted model, not a curated record